This is a messenger RNA of Arachis duranensis, 1125 nucleotides long. Its product is annotated as F-box protein CPR1-like. The record is from RefSeq and is a predicted model, not a curated record. Bases 1 to 1125 code for a protein of 374 amino acids. The transcript has a single exon. Gene Ontology annotation, molecular function: protein binding. Lineage: Eukaryota; Viridiplantae; Streptophyta; Magnoliopsida; Fabales; Fabaceae.
AUGGAGAAGAAGGAUCAGAAUGACAAGAGCAAGAGCAUUCACGACAUCCUCCCUCUUGAGCUUAUUCACGGAAUCCUACUGCGGGUGCCAAUCAGACAUCUCGCUCGCCUCAGGUGCGUUUCCAAGUUCUGGUGCUCUCUAAUUUCUGAUCCUGACUUUGCGGAAUUGCAUUUUCACCACUCUCCCGCUGCCACCAACACAUGCUUCUUCAUGGAAAACCCCACCAUGGCUUACUUGGUUUACUUAGAUGACAAUGAUGCAUCACAAAAAGAGGUGUGUCCCCCUUGCCAGAAGAAACCACCUUAUGAUUUUGAGGUCUUGGGAUCCUGCAGAGGCUUUAUUCUCUUGGAUCGACACCCACAUUUUCUUGUGGUAUGGAAUCCACUGACUGGAUUCAGCAAAAGAAUAUCCUAUUCUCAUAUUGUUCCUUCUCGUAAGUACCUUGACUUUAGGCUUACCGACUGUACGCAUCUGCAUGGAUUUGGUUAUGAUGCAUCACAGGAUGAUUACUUAGUUGUUGCAGCUUGGGGGGAUUCUGAAAGUCAAGAAGAUCACUUGGAAUGUUUGUCCUUGAAAACUAAUUCAUGGAUUAAUCUUGAUGCUGCACUUCCUAAUCCCUUGGGUAUUUAUCACGGUCGUUCUCGUGGGUUGUUCUUGAAUGGCGCUAUUCAUUGGGUGUCUUCCAUUCUUAAAGAUUACAGGGAUGCUAUUCUUAUCUUUGAUCUCAAGGAAAGGACUUUCUCAAUGAUAUCUGCUCCGGAACAACUUCCAACGAGUGCAUACUUCUAUCCAAGUCUCGCCAUAUUAGGAGGCUGCCUAGCCUUGUAUUAUCACAAUAAUGAUAGCUAUAAAACUCACAUAUGGGUGAUGAAAGAAUAUAAAGUGCAAUGUUCUUGGACGCUCUAUCAGAUUCCUUCCUCUGGAGGCUUCCAGCCUCUGUGCUUAUCUAGUAAUAGGUAUAUUAUUGGAAGAUUUUAUCAAGUAACAGGAUACUUCAUGUAUAACGCAAGCGGGGACCUGCUCAUGAAUUUUAAAAAUCUUUGCUGUUCAUUUGAUGCAACCGAAACUGUGUAUACAGAGAGUCUCUUGCGACUUCCUAGUAACAUUAAGGAUAAGGAUAACUAA